This is a messenger RNA of Physella acuta, 1878 nucleotides long. RefSeq names its product lysosomal acid glucosylceramidase. The record is from RefSeq and is a predicted model, not a curated record. Lineage: Eukaryota; Metazoa; Mollusca; Gastropoda; Physidae. Gene Ontology annotation, molecular function: glucosylceramidase activity. Gene Ontology annotation, biological process: glucosylceramide catabolic process.
CAGUAUUUUUAAAAAUGAUAAACAAAAUGUUAGUUACACUAGGGAGAGUAGACGCUAAUAUGUCUCGGGCUUCACAAAUAUUGCUGUUGUUUUCUUUACUGGUAAUCAGUUUGACGCGUUCUUCACAAGAUGUACCCUGUGCCCCCUACACCGUGAAGGCAGGAUACAUUGUGUGUGUCUGCAACAGCACCUACUGUGAUACAGUGCCGUCUGCCGACCCCGUACCCAAAGGCCAGUACAUUGUGUACACAACGUCCAAAGAUGGGCAGCGAUUUGAUAAACAGGUCUACUCACGCGUUCCAACAAACAGCUCACACAAAGUCUACAAGCUGAGGACCGCUGACACACGGCAGACCAUCAUAGGGUUUGGUGGGGCCUUCACCGACGCCGCGGGUAUAAACAUCGCCAGUUUACCCCAGCCAGCUCAAGACAAUCUGAUCAACUCGUACUACUCUAAAGAAGGCAUUGAGUACACAGUUGGCAGGGUGCCAAUGGCCAGUUGUGAUUUCUCCACCCACGCCUACUCUUAUGACGAUGUUCCCGGAGACCUCAGCCUUGACCAUUUCUCACUGGCACCUGAAGAUUUGAACUAUAAAAUUCCUUAUAUACAAGCCGCCAUGAAAGUUAGCACGCGCCCAUUGAAACUUUUUGGAAGCCCUUGGAGCGCCCCAGCCUGGAUGAAAACCAACAACAAGAUGACAGGGAUGGGAUUUCUCAAAGGAUUCCCUGGGGGUGAAUAUUACAAAGCCUGGGGGAAUUACUUUGUCAAGUUUUUAGACGAGUAUUCCAAACACAACAUCAGUUUCUGGGGGCUUACAGCAGAAAACGAGCCCACAAAUGGCUUCGUCGUGGGCUUCCCAUUCCAGUGUAUGGGCUUUACACCUGAGACCCAGAUGGACUUCAUUAAACAGGACCUUGGUCCAGCACUACACCAAGCUGGUUAUGGCAAUGUCAAGCUCAUGAUCUUGGAUGACCAGAGGCCUUUUGCUGAGUUAUGGGCGAGAACUGUAUUGUCCGAUAAAGAGGCGAGCCCCUAUGUUUCUGGUAUUGCACUCCACUGGUACAAGGACACUGCCAGCAUCAACAUCCUAGACAGGAUACAUCAACUGUUCCCAGACAAAUUUCUCUUUGCCACAGAGGCUUGCGAGGGUUCUUUCUCCUGGGAGAAGGAAAAAGUGGACCUGGGAUCAUGGGAUAGGGCAGCCAGUUAUGCAUCUGAUAUCAUUUCUGAUCUGAACCACUGGGUGACUGGCUGGACUGAUUGGAACCUGGCACUCAACCAACAGGGUGGACCAAACUGGGUGUCCAACUUUGUCGACAGUCCUGUCAUCGUCAAUGCAAAAGAUGGCCUAUUCUACAAACAGCCUAUGUUUUACGUCAUGGGACAUUUUAGUAAAUUUGUAGUUCCUGGAUCCGUGUCUUUGGGCACCGAAGCAGAGGUAAAUGACACGCUGAUCGAGGUUACAGCAUUCCGCAGGCCUGAUAACUCUUAUGCCACCAUCAUCCACAAUAAGGGCAGCGAGAAGACAGCAGUGUUUUUGUCAGAUGGCAGUGGAGGAUACUUGUCAGUGACAAGCCCGGGGUUUUCAAUACAAACAGUCAUUUGGUGGUAAUAGCUUAUAAACAAUAAAACAAAUCAAUGCAUAUAUUCUCUUUUAAAACAUAAUUAACUAAGUACACUUUAAAAAAUUGUUUUGUUACAUCAUUGCCUCAUAACAGUUUGCAACAAUACAUACAGCAGGAAGUUAUUUUUUUACAUAUUGUAAAUGCAGGUAAAUCAACAAAGUUAACAAGUUUGAAUUUAUCUGAUGAUUUGAUAAGUGUUUCACUAAUAGGCCCAUAUUUUAACACUCUAUGCACAAUGUACAUUUCAAUACA